CGAGAGCAGGGGCAGACGGCCGGCCGGGGCCUAGUAGCAGCGACAGUUGCCGGCAAGAAGCAGCGGCGGCGGCGGCGGCGAGGGGGAAGCGCGGCGAGGCUGGAGCCCCGGCGUCGUGGGGCGCAGCAGCCUCCUCCAACAAUGCCCCCUUCAUCAUAGUAAUGUAGAACAGUAUUCUGGCUUUGGUUAUGAGUGCUGGCUGUAUGCUUUUCAGAGCAGUAGUGUGAGGAAGCUUGGAGUGGAAUGGCAGGACGGCCUCAUCCUUAUGACAGUAACUCCAGUGAUCCAGAGAAUUGUGAUCGAAAAUUGCAUAGUAGACCCCGUAAACUUUGUAAGCAUUCAAGUUUAUUGAAAUCUGACAAGCUGGCAGGACUAGAAAUAGCUUCACAGAUGGCAUUUGGCAAUAUACCAAGCAGCUCUUCUCUUAUGCGUUCCUUACACUGUCCAUCAACUAUGUUAGCCAAUGGCUGCUCAGAGAUGAGGAAAUGUUCUUCUUCACGUGUUACUAAAGGAGAUUGUAGUAAAAUGAGUCUCCAUGGUGCUAGUGGUGGGCAUGAAAGGUCACGAGACCGACGUAGAUCAAGUGAUAGAUCACGUGACUCCUCCCAUGAAAGGCUCGAGUCUCAGCUCACCCCGUGUAUCAGAAAUGUGACUUCACCAACAAGACAGCAUCAAGGAGAACGUGAGAAAGAUCAUAGCUCAUCUCGUCCAAGCAGUCCUCGACUUCAGAAAACCUCUCCAAAUGGUUCCAGUAGUAGUAUUGGGAACAGUAGAAACAGCAGCCAGUCAAGUUCAGACGGAAAUUGCAAGAAUGCUGGCGAAAUGGUAUUUGUAUACGAGAAUGCAAAAGAGGGAGCUCGGAACAUAAGGACUUCUGAGAGAGUAACGCUCAUAGUGGACAACACUCGAUUUGUUGUAGAUCCUUCUGUUUUUACUGCACAGCCAAAUACAAUGUUGGGCAGGAUGUUUGGAUCAGGAAGAGAACAUAAUUUCACACGGCCCAAUGAGAAAGGAGAGUAUGAAGUGGCCGAGGGAAUUGGCUCUACUGUGUUUCGUGCUAUUCUGGAUUACUACAAGACCGGGGUGAUCCGUUGUCCAGAUGGAAUAUCUGUUCCUGAACUUAGAGAAGCUUGUGACUAUCUCUGUAUUUCUUUUGAUUAUAGCACUAUCAAAUGUAGAGACCUCAGUGCUCUUAUGCAUGAAUUAUCAAAUGACGGCGCUCGGAAACAGUUUGAAUUUUACCUUGAAGAAAUGAUACUGCCACUGAUGGUAGCCAGUGCUCAAAGUGGGGAAAGAGAGUGCCACAUUGUGGUGCUCACUGACGAUGAUGUGGUCGAUUGGGAUGAAGAAUACCCUCCACAGAUGGGGGAAGAAUACUCACAAAUUAUUUAUAGUACAAAGUUGUAUCGAUUCUUCAAGUACAUUGAAAACAGAGAUGUGGCCAAGUCAGUCCUGAAGGAAAGAGGCCUUAAGAAGAUUCGAUUAGGUAUAGAAGGUUACCCCACAUACAAGGAAAAGGUUAAGAAGCGGCCUGGAGGACGGCCAGAAGUCAUCUAUAAUUACGUCCAAAGACCUUUCAUCAGGAUGUCAUGGGAGAAGGAAGAAGGGAAAAGUCGGCAUGUUGAUUUCCAGUGUGUAAAAAGUAAAUCUAUUACCAACCUGGCAGCAGCUGCAGCAGACAUUCCCCAGGACCAGCUGGUGGUGAUGCACCCCACUCCCCAAGUGGAUGAGUUGGAUAUUCUUCCCGUCCCCCCUCAACCCAGCAACAGUGAUGUGGAUCCUGAGGGACAGAACUUGCCACUCUGAUCUGAACUCCUGGUUAAACAAAAGCAUGCUAUUAUAAAAAUAAAGAUGCUGUAAUGAGCUCAUACUGCACUACAAUUCCAGCUUCUCUCCAUUGUGUAAUGAACAUAAAAUGUUUUAGGAUAUUGCAGUAUGGACUUACAAAAGACCAAAGUGGGAUCUGAUUAUGGUUUGUGGGAGUACAUGUGUAACAACAUCCUGAGGUUCAGUUACAUACCUGCAUAUGUUUACCAGUAGGUUUUGUGGUAUUGGUUAUUUGUAUGGUGGACUGUCCUCAUCCUAAGGCUCUUUGUCACAGCAGGAUUUGGAAGUUACAGUUUAUUCAGUAUUUUGGUACACGAGUGGGCAAAAUGCAGACUUAAAAUUGAUAGUGGCACUUUAUUAAUGGUGGACAAAAAGAAUUCUCAAAGCCAUUUUUAUAGUCAUGAUGCACAAUGUUGAGUCUAACAGUGUGCUUCUUUCAGAUACUUUCUAUUCAGCUAAAUGUAAAUAGUUUGUUCUGAAUGGAGGUGAUGAGCCUACUUUGUUCUCUUAUGGACGAGCACAAAAUUAAUUCUUGCCACUGGGGCUUUUGGAUUGUGAGGUUGAGAUCCAACAGCCUUCUUUUUCAGAUUUAUUCAGUGAAGGGUUUUUUCAUGUUUGAUGUGAGCCAUGUUCAAGAGUCAGGAACAUAUGAUACGGGCUUUAUCUUAAAAUUCUGCCUUACCUUAAAUCUGUUCACAGAAAUAUUUAUUUACUGAGUUUUUUCAUAAGUGACAUGGAAUAGGAAAAUGCAAAUUGUUCACUCUUCAUUUAUUAACUGAUUGUAAACGAGUUUUUCAUUCAAAUAAAAAUUUCCAUUAUUUUAA
Messenger RNA from Podarcis raffonei (Aeolian wall lizard), 2651 nucleotides. RefSeq names its product BTB domain containing 10 (gene BTBD10). Gene Ontology annotation, cellular component: cytoplasm. The coding region runs from base 244 to 1806 and encodes 520 amino acids. The record is from RefSeq and is a predicted model, not a curated record. The transcript is spliced from 11 exons. Gene Ontology annotation, biological process: positive regulation of phosphorylation. Gene Ontology annotation, molecular function: protein binding. Lineage: Eukaryota; Metazoa; Chordata; Lepidosauria; Squamata; Lacertidae.